AUGAAUGCGCAUCAAAUUAUUACUGGCGCACUAAACAACGGGGAAAAUGUGUAUGCAAUAGGAAACAUCGAAGGGCUCACAUUCACCGUAAGUUUUUGAAUUGUUUUCGGCGAAUGUUCAAUAUUUUCAGGCGUGCGCUGUAGGAUCCGAUGUCGUUAUUUUGGAUUCAGACUUCAAUCGUGUACAAAUCGUUCCCGAAUCAAAGAAUCAUCAACUCGUGAGCAGUUUGAGUUGUUGUCAAGAAACAGGAAAGAUCGCUGUCACCUAUGGGAGUUCUGUCAAAAUAUUGGAAGCGACCAGUUCUGGCACAGAUAAGACGAAGUUGAAAAGCUUGGUUUGUGUUUUAUAGGCAUCACUGUAAAAAAAUGAAUGUUUCUUUAAGAUUUUCCAGUUCAUAUGGGUCGAAACACACUGUUUUUCAAAUGCAGACUCAAUCAGUUCAGUUCUCUGGACAAUGGAAGGGAUGCGCCUUCUUUUUGUGUCCAAAAACAAUAUGACUCUCAACCAACACAGAAGCGUCAGAAGUACCAGCCGCUCUACAUCCAGUGCUCCAGUGACGUUUCGUAUUUCGGAUGAAGUGAGCGUUGCUCGUUUUGGCAAAACACAACACUUUUUGUUCAGGAUAUCUCCGAAGGUCAAGUCUGGGAAGUCAUUUGGAGCGCCGCACUUCCCUUUAAACCAAAGUACAUCCGUUACUCACCAGAUGGAUAUUUUUUGGCCGUUUCUGGAGAGAGAGAUUGCUUUAUAAAAGUAUUUUUCCAGAACGGAACAGGUGAAAUUAAUUGGAAUUAUACUCAAACCUAUGAAAUAUUUUAUUUAGAUAGAAGUGAAUACGAGUUCUCCUCCGUAACACUAAACCAUCCAGCUCCCGUUUGCGGCUUUGAGUGGCGUAAAACUGGAAGAUACAUGCCACGAAAAUGCAUUCACUCUGUUUUGAUUUCAUGGUGUGACGACAACACAUCCAGAAUCUGGAAGGAGUCGCCACUGCCAGAAACUUCCAUCAUCGAUUUGACUGGUGAAGGAGGUGGCGAGCCACUUUGGGAGUUUCAAAAGUCGAAGAAGUUCUUUGGAAAGCACAUUCGAGUGAAAAAGACAAAAACAAAGAUUCUGAACAAGUUGAGAAGUUUGAUGUGAGUUUUCUGAAUUCAGACAUUCAGUUCCAAAUGUUUUCUCUUCAGACCUGAAAAGAAGAGCGACACUGAGAAUAAUGCGAUAGGUAUUCGUGCCCAAAUUGGAAAGAGCCCUUCGUCUUUUGAUAUGCAAGCAAUGACAAUACAAAACCACACUGACAUCCAAUUUCAUUUGGCGGCUACCAUCAACGCUGAGACUGAUUGUCUGCUUGUUCCUUCUUUCAAGAGUCAAAGUCAUCAAAAACCAUUUUGUGUUCACUGGCUGAACAACAAAGAACUCGUGUUUAGUGUUGGAGCUGAAAAAUUGCUAGCAGAAGCUGUUUUGUUGGAUAUUGAAGGUAUCCAAUCUUUUAUUUGCGCCUAGUAUAAAAAAAACAUUAUUUCAGUAUCUUCCGGGCGUAAUUUGGUGAAUGAGGCUCUGGAGAACGGCAAAAACGGUGAGAAAGGGACUACUCGCAAUAACAGUUCUUUUUUUCCACAAGGCGCCAACAGUGUUUGCUCAGUAAGUUGAUUUUUUAAAUUUGGUUCAACGGGAAUAUUACUGUUUGCCUACUUGAUAUUGAAUACAAUGAUUAUUUAUAGGAUGCCGCUUCAUCUAAGGACAUUCUCGACGUGAAGCUUGAAAUUUUGCUCCGACAAUGGACAAAAUCAAGCGACGUUUUGUUCUCUAUACAUCCCAUUGACGGAUCUCUUCUGACGUGGACGGUCGAGUGGCUCGAUGACCAGUAUCGCCAGCCAGUCAUCUCAUACAGUUCUCGUCUGCCAGGUGCCCUGCCAUCAAACGAUUCGAUGUCGUUGCACUCGAAACUCAACACCUUCAACCCGCACGAGCCAGUCUACCUGGAUGCAUUGCGGAAUGAUAUGGAAAACAAGGACAAUGUUGUCUUUUUUGACAAGCUUCUAGAGCGCCGGGUUUCAAACACAAUCCAUGUGCUGACUUCCCAUGACAACGGCACAUUGAAUCUAUGGCAUAUGUCGGUUGAUGAUCAGAGUAGUUUCUCUCACGUCGUCAGCAUGACCCACAUUUCACGAAUGUGUGGACAUCGAUUCCAAAUGCAGCAGAUUGUUGCACAUCCAGUUCUUCCAUUGCUUCUUACUACUUCAAAAUUCCAGUCACCUGACAAAUCGUCGUCCGUGCAUAUGGAUGUUCUUUCCGAAGUGAUUUUAUGGAAAAUUACUCCAGUUGGACCACUUUGUAAGAAAGGAGGUGUCAAAGAGUUGGCACGAAUUGCGAGUUCUUCAAUUUCCGGAUUCUCUAACGUCGGAUGGGUUCCUGCUAUCCUACCGAGUUGCACUCUUGGAACUGUUUGCAAUUCCCCAUCAUCUUGCUUCAUAUCGUGCGACAAGAAUCAACUAGUAAUUUACCAAGCUGUUCUAGACGCUCGUGGUCUUUUGACGGAGCUUUCUAACGCAAAAACUCAAUGUGACGAGUCGAUAGUAACGCCAGAACCGUACGUUACAACAUACAAGUGUUUAUUAUGAACAUACAAGUGCUUAUUAUGGACAUGGUUAACUUUUAGGCACAACAUUCUGCGCGCACCUUCUCCAAAACGCGACUUUUUGACAUCAUUCCUCAAACAGUUCAAUGUAGUGUCCACACAAUCAACAGCGAAACCUGGCUGCGUUUUGGAAGUUGGAAGAAUUGAGGACGUUAAUUUGGUACUCAAAAUGCUCUAUUAUUUUUUUAAAAACACGCUUGGUUUAGGAGAAUUUGGAUUUGCUCUUCAUGCACGUUUUCCAAUCAAACAUUGUUAUCGGGGAUGAUACGGCGCAUGAAGUUCAUCACCUGAGCAGUGUGAUUGAUCGGAGCCAAGCAGUCAUUUUCAACGACGACUUUUUUAUUGUGAUGGUCGAGAGGAAAGAACAAGGAAACAUGUAAGUUUCAUGGUGAAUCGCAUUUUAUUUAUAUAUAUUUUUUCAGAAUACUGAUGUUCGCACUCACAAUCUCUUCACAGCCACCACAGAGCAUCUCCAUUUUCGGUUUGUUUUUAUUGUGUUUCUGAGAAUUCUGAGGGUUUUUUUUACAGAUGAAGAUAAACUAAGAAGCCAACCAGACUCUUCUGCUCCUUCAAUGGCAAAACUGAAAUUCAAUGCCGAACUAGUGUGUCGACAAGUGAUUCCGCUACCUGAAGGCACUCGGAUUACUGGAGUGUCCCCAGCAGCUGGACACUUGCCCUCAUCAUCUCUCUAUCCUGCGUGCAAGACCCCAUACGUCUUGGUCACCUCGGACAAUGAUGAUUCUGUUCGAUUCUGGUGUUGUGGACGUACAAAUGAACCUGGCAAUUCUAACAAGUACGAAUGGCGCGAGUGGAACAUGAUUAGUGAGAAUCAUCCGAGCGAACUUGGCGUUGAAGGUUUUAAUCACUCAGUUGAUCUCAUUUAAACCUCAAUUUAGGUGCGAUUGUACACGUGACAGCAGCUCAUAGUGGCCGAAUAGCAUGUGCUUAUGAAAAAGAAGGAAAUGUGUGCAACCCAGACCAGGAGGUUUCUAUAGAAGUGGCAGUGUUCGAAUGCGAAUCUUCCGGAGGAGUCGAGUGGUUCCGUGAAGACUCUUUUACUAUUCCGCAUAGCCCACAUUUUGAAGUUGGUCACAGGUAUUCGUGCUCUAACGUUUUUUCUCAAUGUAUUAUUAUUUUAGAACGGUUCACAAUGUGGUCUACAAAGAUUCUCAAGAACAUGAACAUCUUACUAUGUUGCAACGACGUUAGCUCGUACAGCUAUUUAUGAAAAUGAACAUCUUAUUUCAGGCAUGAAUGCUCCAAAACUGCCAGUAUUUGGUUCGGAUGUUUCAAGAACAUUGGUGUCAAUUGCUCCGAUUGCGAUAAACAUUAUUUCGAACCAUGUCGGUCGAAUGGUUUGCCUUGAUUGGGUUUCGACUGAGGAUGGUGCUCAUAUGCUUACUGUGGGAAUGGGUACCAGAGUUUACAUUUUUACACAGGUUUGUUGAUAAUCUUGAUAAAACAUUAUGAGUAAGCAAAACUAAAACAACUUCAGAUGAGUCAAGAUCCGGCGCAACAAAACGUUACUUUGAUGCGAGAAAGUGACACAAGUAUGAGAAGGCCUUCGAUUCGGAAAGCUUCGUCUCUCCUGCCCAACGUUCAACCGCACAGUAAACUGACUCGAUGGGUGUGUUGCCGUCUGCUUACCCUUGACAGUGCUGAUGGAUUGCCGCCGAUUCCGUCUGCGUUGAGUUGGGUUCGUGAUGGAAUUCUUAUAAUUGGAAUGCAAAGCGAGAUGCGCGUCUACAAUCAAUGGAACUUUGAGCCUGUGAAAAGAGAAGUUUCCGACAAAAUGGGGAGGCAUGCAGUUCCGUAAGCAACUUUCAAAGUUUUACUAGCUCAUGUUCAAUAUUUCCAGAAAAUUGGGAACAAAUUCACAAAUUGUCAACUUGACACUUUCCACCUCACAUUCGAUGUUGGACCAGUUGACAAAGAAAAAAGAAGCCAUUGUGUCAAGCCGCAGUCGAGUGUUCUUGGAUUUUGUGAAUAGUGUACACAAGUAAGAUUGUCUCAACUCUACGUGUAAAUUUAUUAAAAUUUUUAGAAGUCACUCAAAAGAAAGCGAGCCACAAAUGUUACUGGACAUUUUGAAAAGUGAAGGCGUCUUCGAAGCGGCUCGAAUGUGUUCACCAAUUCUUCCACAGUAUCAUCCGAAGCAGUUGAUUGUGCUUCUGAACGCAGGGAAAACUAGACGAGUCAAAGCGAUUCUCAGUCAUGUCUUGAACUUUUUAAAGCAAAGAAAAGACAUUGUUCACAAUCCCCUCAGCAGGAACGCUUCAAUUCGAAGAAUGCCAUCUGUCGAUCGAGGCCCAGUGUCCCCAGAGUCAAAUGCUGCACUCGCAAAACUGGACGAUGACACCAUGGACUACAAUGAAAUCGAUGAUAUUCCAUUUUUGCCGCUAUACGUUUUGACUGAAGUUGAUGAAAAAACCGGAGAUUCCAAUGACAAGCGCGAAGAGUCGCACAAUGUGGUAAGAAGAAAAUGAACAAAUAAUUGUUUUUAAAGUGUCAUUUUAACAGAACACUAACGAUUAUGACGACUUGUUUGGCAAUGGGUACAACAAAGAGAGUGACAUUGACGAGCUGCUGAAAGAAACUGACUCAACCUACAGCGGCCGAUCCCGUCAUGUAUCGACUGGCAGCGAAACUGCGAAAAUGGAUGAUCAUGUUUCCACCAGUUUCACGUCGAAGGAUUGCCGAAAGCUCACCGAGCUACUCACACACACGCACUUGCCCGGAUUAUCGAGCGUUGAUCAGAUGCACUUAUUAGCAAUUGCAGACACUCUCAGUCAUUUCACCAAUGACAAGAAAGACAAACUAGAUCAAGUUAAUGCAGGUUAGUUGACUUGAACAAAAGUUAGUACUGUUCUGAAAACUAGAAAAUUGUAUUUGCAGCAAUGAAACCAGUUGUCCCGUCCGUUCUUGGGGAUGCCACAGCUGGUGGUUAUGCUACUGCAGCUGCUGGAAUUGAGACGGUUGAUGAGUGUGGCCUUAGGUAUUUGAUGGCAAUGAAACAACACGAAUACCUGCUCGUAUGUCUUCCAAUGAAGCAGAGAAUGGAGUUGAAGAAAAGUGGCCUCUCCGCAGCAAGUAUAAUAUGGGCGCAGCACUCGGAAACUGAGACAGAAUUGUUGAAUGCUGUACCAGGAAUGCAGAAGGCAAAUCCAACAUGGGAUGAAUUACGUGGGCUUGGAGUAGCGUGGUGGCUCAAAAACACGUCAAGUCUGAAAAUUUGCAUUGAGAAGGUUAAGCAAUCAAAAUUCUCCUCACAAACUUAACACAUGUUUACAGCUUGCCAAAGCAGCAUUUCAACAAAACCAAGACCCGAUGGACGCUUCAUUAUUCUAUUUGGCUUUGCGCAAAAAGAACGUGUUGACCCAUCUUUUUAAGACCAUCCGCAAUCAAACGAUGUCCGACUUCUUCAUGAACGAUUUUAAUGAUGCUCACUGGAAGAAGGUUGCUGCAAAGAAUGCGUUUGUUUUAAUGUCGAAACAAAGGUUUCAACAUGCUGCCGCGUUUUUUCUAUUGAGUGGAAGCUUGAAAGACGCUGUUCAAACUAUCAUCACAAAAUGCAAUGAUCUGCAGUUGGCAUUGGUUGUUGUGCGUUUGUAUGAAACAGAUUUGGAGGGACAGCAAGCGACGAUUAAUGAGCUUCUUUGCAGGUCAGACUUCGCUUUUGUAAAAAAUUUCAAUCUUUUUUCUGUUGCAGAGAAGUCCUGGGUUUGUCCUAUGAUGAGUUUGAGGCACAAAAAGGGAGAACCGACGAUGAUACGGUUCUGAGCAUACAUGCCUCUAAAGAACCAUUCGAGAGAUCAAUGGCGUUUUGGAUGAUGAAAGACUACACACGUGCCGCCUACACACUGGUCGAGGAAGCACAGUCGGAUCGUCAACAGUCAUGCUUGUCGGAUAUUUUCAAUUUCUACUCAUACCUCCGAAAACAUCCACUCGUCAUCAGACAACGUUUGAGUAAAGCUGGGGCUCUUGUUGGUUCCACGGAAAAGUUCCUGGCUCUUGGUGAACAAUUGGAAAGCAUCCUCACACCUCCCGAGCGUCGUCUCUUCUUCCGUACAUCGGCAGAGCACAUGGCUCGUGGAUGUCCAAUGCUCUCGCUUGAUGUGCUCACAAUGCUACCGAAACGGAUUAGUAUUGUGCAAGAUUUUGAGGAAGCCUUAAAAUCUUUGUUGAAUGAGUAUUCGGUGGUUUUGAAUGUUGCUGCACUUCCCGACAAAACUGUUCAUGUUGAUUGGAGCCAACCAACAUUCUCGGAUGAGCCAGAUGACUUGAAAUUGGAAUGGAGUGACGAUGAAAAGGAUGAAGAGGGCGACAAUUUAGAUGAGCAUCCGGUGAACAGUGAAGAGAAGCAGGAAAAGCAAGAAGUUUCUCAUGGACCUGUUAACAGAAAAAAUAGCUGUGUGUUUUCAGAGGGAUGAUUUGCUGCCAACAAAACUUGUCGGUUCAAGUGAUAUAUUUGCCCAACACAUGAAAUUCGUUGCUUCACUUCGAAUCCUCACCGAGGAGCUGUCGACAUUAGCCAGCGGGUUUGAAGUUGAUGGCGGUCAGCUCAGAUAUCAGGUUGAUUCAUUUAAGAAUAUAAUAAAAAUUUCAAUAUUUUUUCAGUUGAUGAACUGGCUUAAGAAAGAAGUUGAUGUGCUUAGUAAAAACUGUGAUUAUACAGUGGACAAAGUGGAUGACGUUAGUGAACAAUUGGACAAGUUUGUUUCUUAGACCAUUUCAUUAUAUUAGCUAUCAAAAAUUUAGUUUUCAUGACGAGAAUGCAGAAAACAUCCAAGAGGAAACCGAUUCUGUUCUAGUCGAGAAGAAAUGGUUGGUUGCGAACCAAAAACUCCUGCGUUCCUUCACAUCCUACUGUACGCUUCAUUGUGCUCACAACCACAACUUGGCCUCAGUUCUCAUGGAACUCCUCCUCCUUUUACUAAACGUGCAACGACAAUCUGGAAUUGAAAAUAACUCGAGUACUACAUUUGAGCGGUUUUCUAAAAAUAAUAACAAGUUGUUUUUACAGGAUCGGUGAAUACUGAAUCAGUUUCUUUUCCACUCCUAGACGCCGCAGUGUCGUCAUCCAAGAUGUUUGUAUCAUCGCCACUUGCAUUCCUCGAGAAUCAAUGUUUUGACUUGUUGACUGCUAUUAACACUUUCAACGUUGUGCCAAACAUAACUGGAGAUUUACAAAAGUGCUACAUGCUGUACAACUUGUGUCAGGGGUUUUCGUGUUGUAUUUAUCAGUCUCUUUGCGAUGUUCAACAAGGCUUCGCGUCGACGCUAGUAAUCAAUUACAAACAAGGGUAAACACUGUUUUUUUUUUAAAUUUUUCACUCUGUGUUUUAAUUCAGAAAAACGGGAGAAAACCGUGUUACCACUCCACCUGUGAAGUGGCCAGGAGUUGAUUCACUGGUUGCCUUGUUGGGUCGAGAACGCAAUGAGGAUGCACCGGAACUGCGAAUGCUUUUGAUUGAAUCUUUUCUCGCCAUCACAAUGUCACUGUUCUGUUUUGCAAUCUCUGCCUACGAUUCUCGAUGGCUGUUCCGACUCAGUGCACACGAAAUUGACCCGCACAAGUUUGGAUUGAUAUUUGGGGGAGGUGGUGAUUUGAAGACGGCAGCCAAACCACCAGUCAGGCCGCCAAGUGAGUCACUUCAUACUACCUUUGUUACAAAACAGUGAUAUACAAUACGUGCAAAAUAGGGACGUUUAAAGAAAUUUACUUUUCUUUUUUCAGAACCAUCAAUUCAAAGCAGCAGAAAAGAAAGUGACAACGUAUCAGACGGAAGUGAGCUGCGUGCUCGUCUCAAUUUGCGUAUUCUUGGCAAUGCACAUGGCGGCUCAAAAGACAGUUUUCGACAAGAUGUGACCACUCUCCGAUGGGUGCCUCCACAGAAAAAUAUUGUUCAAUUGUAUGCUGAAAAAGUAAGAAAAUGUUGGAAAUAGCUCAAACUUUUUUCCAUUUGCAGCCUAGCAUAAUUCAUCAGAGCGAAGAGGAAGAGGGGUAUGAAUCGGAUGAAGAAGAAACAGAUAGUCACUUUUUACCUGAUGAUGAUGAGGAUGAAACGUAAGUCCGCGUUGUUUAUAAGUUUUUUUUCAGAAAAAGUACAUUAUUUUUAGAGCCUUGACAUGCGAGAAUGCUGCUCCGUCAAGCUUUGCGUGGCAACUAAUGCGAUUGGCUCUCAUCCAGCAGCAACUUCAUCGAGUUAACCAGUUUUUGGUUCUAGUUGGAUUUGAUCCGCAAGGUAAAAAAUGUGUUAAUGUAUUUGCGCCAGAAAACAAUGCUGUUUUUUUAUCUGAAGUUUUGUUCAACUUAAUGGAAUCAAAGACAUCCGAUUCAGCUAUUUACAUGCUAUUUACAGAUAUUCCGUCCGUAGCCCCACGAAUAGAAUCGAUUAUUCAACGCCUCAAUUCAUGGAUUGCACAACAACAACAGAUUCUGAAAACCUUCCCGGGCGGUAUUCCGGACGAUAUUCUGCCUGACAACACAAUUGACACAAGUGAACAGCAUCUGGCUGCUUCUAUGAAGUAUGUCUGGAAAACUAAGAUCAAUAAGUUUAAAGAUGAAUAUUUCAGAAAAUACGCAGUUCUUGUGAAAAAAAACAAUACACCUUUCGAGUCGGACGAUAAAAAGAUUCAAUCGAUUCAGCGCCUGUGGUCGUUCUUAGUCCGUGAAGACCAUUUACAAGAGAUUUUUGUCAAGUAUAUUUUUUCUCAAGCGAGUGCAAUGGUAAUUACUCUAAAUGAACCGAACUUCAACUACACUGCAAAAAUUACAGGAACACUCACCAGAAAAUGUCGACAUGAUCAUGGGAAUAGAGAAUAAUAUCAAUUUGCCAGAUGCGUUUAAAAUAAUGCAGAAGGACAAUGAGCCGAUUGUUGCAUUUGCUUGCAAUCAAGAAAUUCCUGGAUAUAUAGUUGUUUCUAAUGGACGCGAGUUGCAAGAAAUGGAUAUGUCGGAUGUGUUCAAGGACCAAUACGAUGAGACUUCGUGGAUGUGGAACCGAGCUGAACUUGAUGUAAGAUUUUAAUGCAUCAAGCACUAUUAUAAUAUAUUAAAAUGUGGCAUUCAGAUGAAGAACAUCCACUCAAAACGGGAUGCUUUACGCGACAAUGAUGACUACCAGAUAUUCACGAAUUCACUGAAAAGUGGCAAUAUAAAACAUACUACCGUGGUAAAUAUUUGAUACUAUAACAUUAAAAGAAUUAAUUUUGUGAAACAAGCAUGUAAUUAAAGGACCAGGGAACCCAAAAAUUUUUUGUUGUUUUUGUGAAAUGUUUUUGUGACUGUUUGAAUUGUCUCUUAUUGCCUCAUACACUGGUGAAAUGCUGCCUCUCAAAAAUGCCAAUAAACGAAACGGCUUGCAGUUGAAGUUGUGGCCGUGGUCUAGCGCCAAUGGCCGAAAAAUAUAUAAAAAUAAAUGCGCUUCUCGGCCAUUUUAUUUUUUCCGCUUUUUUACCGGUUUCUUUCCAAAAAUUCACGGUUUCUCCCAUUUUUCAGUUGAUUGACAUUUGUUCGGCACUUACUUAUUUUUUCACUGCUAAAAAAUUGUUUUCAUUCAGUCGAUAUGAAGUGCCAAAAUGGGAGAAACCGUGAAUUUUUUUGGAAAAAAACCGGUAAAAAGCGGAAAAAAAUAAAAUGGCCGAGAAGCGCAUAUAUUUUUUUAUAUUUUUUUCGGCCAUUGGCGCUAGGCCACGGCCACAACUUCAACUGCAUGCCGUUUCGUUCAUUGGCAUUUUUGAGAGGCAGCAUUUCACUAAUGUAUGAGGCAAUAAGAGACAAUUCAAACAGUCACAAAAAAAUUUCACAAAUUUAUCAAAAAAUUUUUGGGUUCCCUGGUCCUUUAAACAUUUUGCAAAUUUUUAUCAUCUAAAAAUUCUUUUAUUUAAAAACAGCUGACUCCCUGGAUAAUAGAUCGGAGUAGAAAAGGCUUAAAAAAGGUAUAGUGCAGAAAUGUUGUGCUUGUGAUGUAACUUUGUAAAUUUUUUUGACAUUCUGCAAUAUUCAAAUUUACCCCGAUUAGAAAUAUUGCUGUACAGAUCACAAAGCGGAAUGCUGCAGGAGUUCGGCGCAUCGACUCGCAUCCUUAUGCACCAUUUUGUUAGUUCAUAAAACGAAUUAAUAUUAUAUUGGGGUUAUUUUUUUCAGAUGUCACCGGCUCCUCGGACGGCUCUAUCCGCGUUUGGAAAUGGGGAACCAAGGAUACCGUGUACACCGCUAGAGUAGCAGGUCAACAUGCAAAAGUGACGAAAAUCGCAUUCUCGUGCAACGGAAAUAAGUUUGCGGCUGUCGAUGGGGACGGAAUGCUUUGCCUGUGGCAAGCCAGUCAGUCGACCGAGCAGAAGAAGCCUUUCUUCGUGAGUUCUUUUUCUACUGUUUUUUUGUUGUCAUUUUCAUUUGGUUGUUUUCAGAGCCAACGUUGUCACAACAAAUCGGCUACAGAUGUCAGAUUCCUCGGACACUCUUCUUCUGUUCUUUUAACGGCUGGACUCUCUUCGCUCGAUUUCAAUUUGGGACUAUGGGAUACUCUUCUGCCAACCAACCGCGCACUGGUUCAUUCUUGGGCUGCUCAUCCGGAAGGUGCCACGUGUGCACUGUACAUUCCAAGUCAACAGGUGAAAUUAAUACUGUAGAUACGUUUUAACAUUUACUUGCAGACUAUAUUUUCCGGAGGUCGACAUGGAGAAAUUUGUCUUUGGGACAUUCGCCAAAGACAAUUGAGGCAGACGAUCAAAGCAUUUGAUCAGAUGCAUACUGUCAAAACUCUUGUGGCUGAUCUUUCGCAAGACCUUAUUGUAUCUGGAUCUAGUGAAGGAGAUAUAAAAGUACUAUAAAACUUAAAAAAGGACUUGAGUAAGAAUAAAGUUUGUAGAUAUGGUCUGCUGAUUCGAACCCGCAGUUGAUGUACUCGUUGCCAGGAGAGCAUGCAGCCAAAGGAGGAUUCUCAUUCCGUCAAGGUUAGUGACAGAACAUUUCCAAGCCCGCAUAACAAGUUUCAGUAGGACAAUCAGUUCAAGGAGUCCAGCAACUGUUUGUCGAUCAGAACAUGCGUCUUUUCUCUUGCGGAGCCGAUUCGUCGCUCAAGUUCAGAACACUGCCAUCAGUUUUCAACAUGACAAAUAUAUUAUAA
Messenger RNA from Caenorhabditis sp. 36 PRJEB53466, 11760 nucleotides. The record is from the annotation of a GenBank genome assembly. Lineage: Eukaryota; Metazoa; Nematoda; Chromadorea; Rhabditida; Rhabditidae.